ACCUCGACAUUUCUGUCUGUCGUGUCGACCCAUCCGAAAUUGGGUCUGAAAAAGGAAGGGAAAAGAAAAAACCCCUUCGAUUUUUAACUAAUUUCUCGUUUUCUUAUUAAUAAAUUUCCCUUCUCUCAAUUUCUCCGAUCUCAAAACCGCCCAUUUGAGCCCUCCGAUCAACAAUUUUCAAUCAUUUUUCCGAUCAUUCUUCAGAUUCCGUCAAGCCGGCGAUAUUAAUGGCGGAAUCAUCUGACCCAUCAAAACCCAUCAAUGGAUUCUGAUGUUCUUCCGAUUGUCGGAGCGGAAUCAUUAAUCAUUCCAAGUCGGAGAGGCUUAUUAUUUUCCGAAAAUGGAGUUGGAUGGCCUCGAACGCGCGCCGCCGUCCAUGGACGUGAUGAACGAGGAGGACAAGACCCUUCAAUGUCACUGUCAGUUUCCGUCGAUUUCCAAGCCUCGGAUCAGCAAUAACGACAAUCCGACCACUACAAGUGUCCACGAGCUGCUGGAAUGUCCUGUCUGCACUAAUUCUAUGUAUCCUCCAAUUCAUCAGUGUCCCAAUGGACAUACCCUCUGUUCUUCGUGUAAAACGAAGGUAGACAACCGUUGCCCGACGUGCAGACAAGAGCUCGGUGAUAUUAGAUGUCUAGCAUUAGAAAAAAUAGCCGAAUCGCUUAAACUGGCUUGUAAAUUCUGCACGUUCGGGUGCUCGGAGAUAUUGCCGUACUAUAGUAAACUAAAACAUGAAUCUGCCUGUUACUUCAGACCAUAUACCUGCCCUUAUGCUGGAUCAGACUGCCCAAUUGAUGGGGAGAUUCCUUUCCUUGUUUCUCAUCUUCGAGAUGAUCACAAAGUCGAUAUGCAUUCUGGAUGCACGUUUAAUCAUCGUUACGUAAAGGCUAAUCCAUGCGAAGUUGAAAACGCUAUAUGGAUGUUAACUGUCUUCCACUGUUUUGACCAGUAUUUCUGUCUUCAUUUUGAAGCCUUUCAGCUUGGUAUGGCACCAGUUUACAUGGUGUUUCUCCGAUUCAUGGGCGACGAAACAGACGCCCGAAACUACAGUUACAGCCUCGAGGCCGGUGGGAAUGGGAGGAAGCUAACGUGGGAAGGCAACCCUCGAAGCAUUCGGGACAACCACAAGAAAGUCCGAGACAGCCACGAUGGCCUCAUUAUACAUCGAAACAUGGCACUGUUCUUCUCGGGCGGGGAAAGGAAAGAGCUGAAGUUGCGGAUCAUGGGACGGAUUUGGAAAGAACAAAAUAAGCAGUGAUAUUGUUGUUGAAUCAGCUCAUAAGUCUUUGCCAAUCCUAAUAAACAGUGUACACAAAGGUCUUGAAACCAUCUUCGACUCCAACUUCUUGUAAUUGGGAAUAGCUUACAACAUUAAACAUUGAAGCUUGUUUUGAAAA
Molecule: messenger RNA, 1397 nt
Organism: Cucurbita moschata (crookneck pumpkin)
Lineage: Eukaryota; Viridiplantae; Streptophyta; Magnoliopsida; Cucurbitales; Cucurbitaceae
Product: E3 ubiquitin-protein ligase SINAT3-like
Exons: 3
Coding region: 341-1258 (305 amino acids)
Biological process (GO): multicellular organism development; ubiquitin-dependent protein catabolic process
Cellular component (GO): cytoplasm
Molecular function (GO): zinc ion binding; protein binding; ubiquitin protein ligase activity
Source: RefSeq, a predicted model, not a curated record